AUGGCCAAGAAUUCUGUGCUAUUGCCAGAUGAAAGUCAUUGUCGAUCCGACAUCGGAGCUAUUUUGUACAGAGAUCGAAAGAUCUACGCUUUUUCGGCCGACAUAAUUGAAGUAACAGAACCCAAUUCCAUUUUUGGAUAUGUUGAGUAUAAGAUCGGCAUUUCGGUAAGAUUUUAUUGAUCUUACACCUUGUUUAGAUGGAUCCAAUUGAUGUGUGUAAUUACGAUCGUCGCAUAUUUGAGUUGACAACGAGAUUUAGAGAUCUAAAUCGUUUAUAUCAACAGGUUUCUACUAUUCAUAAACAGGUAAUAAUUCAUCUGAUUGCCUUAUGCAUGCUGGUUCCGGAAAAUACCAUACUUUUAUAGCUGGUGUUGUAAAAAUUUAUUCUUUUAGCUAUACCUCAAAGAUAAUGUUCCAUUGUUUGCUCCAACUAAACUAGUGGGAUCUAACACUCCAGAAACAAUCGAGGAGAGGAAAACGGCCAUUACUAACUUCCUUAACUUUGUAUUAAGAUCGACAGUUUUGUGCAAAGCCCGAGUAUUUCAAACUUUUAUUGACGUAAGUACCUACAUGAAAAUAUUAUUUCGUUUAGAGUUCAAAAGAGGUACCUUCUGACUCACCGACUGAAGGAGUAAAGUCGGAACCCGAAGGCAACAUUAAUGAACAUAAUAUUGAACUUGAUUAA
This is a messenger RNA of Bursaphelenchus xylophilus (pine wood nematode), 685 nucleotides long. The record is from the annotation of a GenBank genome assembly. NCBI's taxonomy places the organism in Eukaryota, Metazoa, Nematoda, Chromadorea, Rhabditida, Aphelenchoididae.